Molecule: messenger RNA, 1695 nt
Organism: Serpula lacrymans var. lacrymans S7.9
Lineage: Eukaryota; Fungi; Basidiomycota; Agaricomycetes; Boletales; Serpulaceae
Exons: 9
Coding region: 18-1346 (442 amino acids)
Biological process (GO): cytoskeleton-dependent cytokinesis
Cellular component (GO): microtubule cytoskeleton; septin complex; cytosol
Molecular function (GO): GTP binding; GTPase activity; molecular adaptor activity
Source: RefSeq, a predicted model, not a curated record
UCGCAGCCAACGUAAAAAUGACGGACUCUUAUACCUCCUCCCGUAAUGGCGAUCUUUCCCCCUCGCCGAACGGUCUGGCAAACGGCUCAAGUCCUUCCCUAGUUCAGGCGAACAACGCUGGCGUCUCCCCAGUCAUUCGCAAAAAACUCAUGGGUUAUGUUGGUUUUGCCAACCUCCCAAACCAGGUACAUAGAAAGAGCGUCAGGAAAGGUUUCCAGUUCACUGCUAUGGUAGUUGGUGAAUCGGGUUUGGGCAAGUCGACACUCAUCAAUACCCUUUUCAACACCCCCCUCUACCCUCCCAAGGAACCUCUUCCUCCUUCGGCUGAAAGGCCCAAGACCGUUGCAAUUGAGAGUAUCGGCGCAGAUAUCGAGGAAAACGGUGUUCGUUUGCAUCUGACGGUUGUUGACACACCUGGGUUUGGUGACUUCGUUAAUAACGACGACAGUUGGAGACCUAUUGUUGAGAACAUCGAAUCACGAUUCGACUCGUAUUUGGAACAGGAAAACCGUGUGAACAGGUUAAAAAUUGUUGAUAAUCGUGUUCAUGCUUGCUUGUACUUCAUCCAGCCAACGGGUCACUCCUUGAAGCAGAUUGACAUCGAAUUCAUGCGACGUCUCCACACACGCGUCAACUUGAUUCCCGUCAUUGCAAAAGCUGACACCAUGACAGAUGAGGAAAUUGCUGACUUCAAAGCCCGUAUUUUGGCGGACAUCGCACAUCAUAAGAUUCACAUCUUCGAAGCUCCCACAUAUGAGAACGAAGACGAGGAGACUCUCGCAGAAGCGGAAGAAAUUGCCAGCAAAAUUCCUUUUGCUAUUGUCGGUUCGGACAAGGUUGUCGAGACUGCAGAUGGCCGCGAAGUCCGCGGAAGAUCAUAUCCAUGGGGUGUUAUUGAGGUUGACAAUGAGGAUCAUUGUGACUUCGUGAAGCUUCGACAGAUGCUUGUUCGGACCUACAUGGAAGAACUUAGGGAACACACCAACGAUGUGCUCUACGAGAACUGGCGAACUGAAAAACUCCUCAGCAUGGGUGUUGCUCAGGAUUCGACUGUAUUCAGGGAGAUCAACCCUGCUGCCCGGAUGCAAGAAGAGCGAAUCCUACACGAGGCCAAACUUGCCAAGAUGGAAGCGGAGAUGAAGAUGGUCUUCCAACAAAAGGUGCAAGAAAAGGAAUCGAAGUUGAAACAAUCUGAGGAGGAGCUCUAUGCCCGACACAGGGAGAUGAAAGAGGCGUUAGAUAAACAACGAGGGGACCUUGAGGAUAAGAAGCGGAAGAUCGAGAGUGGUCGACCACUGACACCUGAGAAGGGCACACAACCCAAAAAUCGCCGCUUCCUUCGCUAAGUUUCCGCGACCACAAUGCGACGAUCUCAUUGUUUAUUUCAACGUAGUCAGAAGGUUAUACCUCAUCUUUAUUACCCCUUGCCUGUUGCCGCUCUACUUCAUCGUUUAGUUUCCCGAUACUGUACAUUUUCUUUGUGCCUUUCCCUAAGUUCACUAUCCCGUAAAAACACACUCCUUUGCCAGAUAUUUCGACUGCGUUCACCGCUCUCUUUUUAGUAUGACCUGCUAUUGCUUUAUUAUGUUCGGGGACGUCGAAGGACGUUGGGUGGACGAUUGGAAUUUUACAUCGAUGACAAUAUACCACGCGUUGCCACUCUGUCAACAUCCAUCAACAGAUAACCCAGCUUUC